Messenger RNA from Drosophila rhopaloa, 548 nucleotides. RefSeq lists its product as uncharacterized. Lineage: Eukaryota; Metazoa; Arthropoda; Insecta; Diptera; Drosophilidae. Bases 81 to 479 code for a protein of 132 amino acids. The transcript has a single exon. The record is from RefSeq and is a predicted model, not a curated record.
CGUACGAGAAACAUCAAAUACAAUUCUAUAAAAAAAUUUCGUUUUUUUUCAAGUGACAAUCAACUAGUCCGCGAAUCAAGAUGCUCAUCCCAGAGGUGGACAUGUGGAAUGUGUCCAAGAGUAGUCGCAUUCACCGUCUGACCAUCUUCAAAUGCGACAAGCCGGGUCUGAAAAUGCUGGACUACGCCUCGGUGCGUGGAGUUGAUUCGUUUUACUUGGACUGCCAGGACUACAGGGACCACUUCAAGGACCCUUAUAACCGGGUCCACAAGCCGGUGAGAUUCAGGACGUUUGGCAAGUGCGGCCAGAAGUUGGACCCCGACGAUCAGCUCCUGAUCAUGCCUCCGCUGUGGGGCAUCGAUCGCCAGCCCAUCGUCUACCCCAUCGACUACCAAUCCGACAUGGCACUCGGCCGGCGGGACUGCGAUCACAUCAAGGCAUUCUGCUCCCCAACCGAGAGCCUGAGCUUCAAGCGAUAGUUUGCAGAUCCCCAUGAAUUUACAUUGUUAGCAACAAUUUAAAUACAAUUUUCAGCAUUGCAAAACGUA